Messenger RNA from Gekko japonicus, 1728 nucleotides. RefSeq names its product cytochrome P450 2D17-like. The transcript has 12 exons. The record is from RefSeq and is a predicted model, not a curated record. Gene Ontology annotation, molecular function: oxidoreductase activity, acting on paired donors, with incorporation or reduction of molecular oxygen, reduced flavin or flavoprotein as one donor, and incorporation of one atom of oxygen; iron ion binding; heme binding. NCBI's taxonomy places the organism in Eukaryota, Metazoa, Chordata, Lepidosauria, Squamata, Gekkonidae. Bases 1 to 1728 code for a protein of 575 amino acids. Gene Ontology annotation, biological process: xenobiotic metabolic process; arachidonate metabolic process. Gene Ontology annotation, cellular component: cytoplasm; intracellular membrane-bounded organelle.
AUGGCAAUAGUGCUGUUGGAUCCAACAGAAUCUAUAAUAUCCUUAAUGACCACGAUAGAAGCAUUUGGACUGUUAGCGGGCUUCAAAAUCAAUAAGGGGAAAACAAAGGUGAUAGCUAAGAACUGCACUGAAACUGCUAUCCGAAACAUAGAGGAACUGUCAAAAUUUAAGUGUGGAGAAUCGCUAGCCGAUAGGAUAAGAAAUAAUGAUAUGAUAAAAGGACUGAGAGUAAAGGGCGAAGUGUUUAAACUGCAAGCUUUUGCAGACGAUUUGAUCUUUAUAGUAGAAGAACCAGAAUACUCUCUAGCCUACUUAAUAGAAGAUAUUCAGGAAUUUGGAUCUGAUUCUAAGAAGAGGAAGAAGGAGAAUUUGCAUGAGCAGAAGAACCUGGUACACCUGAGCUUUGCAGCAGCAAGAUUGGCAAAGAGGUAUGGAGCAGUCAUGUCAUUCCAGGCUGGAUGGCACACUUUAGUCAUAUUGAAUGGGUUCAAGGCAGUUAAGGAGGCACUGACAGAGAAAAAGGAUGAAUUUGCUGACCGACCAUACAUCCCACUGUUGAGUCUAGCAGGUUAUUCAAGAAAUUGUGAAGGAAUAUUAAUGGCAAGGAAGAGCAAUGGCUGGAAGGAGCAGAGGAGAUUCUGUGUUUCCACCCUGAAAGUCAUUGGGAUGAGGAAGAAAACACUUGAAAAAAGGAUAUCCGAAGAAGCAAAGAAGUUGUGUUCCGAGUUCAAAUCACAAGAAGGUGCAGCCUUUGACCCAGAAACUCUUCUGAACAACGCCAUUGGCAAGAUUAUUUGUACCCUAACGUUUGGUGACCACUUCGACUACAAUGAUGUAACAUUCCUGAAACUAAUACAUUUUACUAAGGAGAUAAUGAAGAUAAUUACCGCAAGCUUGCCACAGAUAAUGGGAUCAGGAACCUGGCUCUCAUAUAUUCCUGGGCCUCACCAAAAAAUUAAGGAAAUUUAUAAUGAUAUUAGUGCCAUACUAAGUGAAAUUGUGACAAAACAUAAGGAAACCAGGGAUCCUACAUAUGCAAGAGAUUUGAUCGACACAUUUCUGGAGGAGAUGGAAAAGGCCAAAGGGAAUCCAAAGAGCAGUUUUAAUGAACACAAUCUUAUUAAAAUUAUUCUUGAAAUGUUUGUGGCUGGCCUGGGAACUACUACUUCCACCAAACUCUGGGGGCUGUUGAAAAUGGUCCUUCAUCCUGAGGUUCAGAAGCAAGUCCACAAAGAAAUCGAGGAAGUGCUUGGCAAGGAUAACCCACCCAUGAUGGAGGACCAGCCAAACCUGCCUUAUACUAAUGCUGUGAUCCACGAAAUCCAGCGGUGUGCUGAUAUUGUACCGAUUGCAUUUCCUUAUAAAACACACCAAGAAGUUCAGAUUGACAAGUUUGUCAUCCCUAAGGAGACCAUAGUCUUCAAUCACUUGUCUUCGGUGCUGAAUGAUGAAACCAUGUGGGAGAAGCCACACCAGUUUUACCCUGAGCACUUCCUAGAUGCCAAUGGACAGUUUGUCAAGCGAGAGGCCUUCCUACCUUUCUCUGCAGGUCGCCAUGCCUGCCCUGGGGAACCAUUGGCUAAAAUGGAGCUCUUCAUCUUCUUCACCAGCCUCCUGCAGUGUUUCACUUUCUCCGUCCCCGAGAACCAUCCCAGGCCCAGUGAAGACAGGCUCUUUGCCCUCACAGUCACUCCAACCCCUUUCCAGAUCUGUGCCAUCCCCAGAUAA